Molecule: messenger RNA, 1728 nt
Organism: Penicillium olsonii
Lineage: Eukaryota; Fungi; Ascomycota; Eurotiomycetes; Eurotiales; Aspergillaceae
Source: the annotation of a GenBank genome assembly
AUGGCCGCAAAGAUUUACAUUGAUGAGGACGUCGGCAAGGACGAGUCCGCCAACGGCUCUGAGACCGCCCCUUACAAGACCCUCGUCCAGGCUUACCUCGACCACCCCCCCACCACCGAAGGUAUCGAGUACCUGACGCGCAAGUCCCAGACCGAUGCCGCUGGGGAGGAUGUCGACCCCGCCGCCAAGUUGGAGUGGAAGCCCGCCACCAAGUCGGCCAUGAAGAAGGCCAACAACCUCUGGGAGCAACGCAAGAAGAAGGCGGCCAAGGAGCAGGAGCUGGCGAUCCGCGAGAAGGCCGAGGCCGACAAGCGCCAGAAGGUCCUUGAGGAGGCCAAGAAGGUCGUCAUCAAGGAGGACACCUCGCUCGCCAAGCCAGUCCGCAUCCGCCUGGACGUCACCGACCCGGCCACCGUGAAGCUGCGCACUCCCGAGUCCGAGGAGCCGGGCACCCGUGUCCGCGUCCUGGGCCGUGUCCACCGUGCGCGUGCGCAGAAGGAUGUCGUCUUCAUCACCCUCACUGACGGCUACGGAUACCUGCAGUGUAUCCUGACCGGCGACAUGGUCAAGACCUACGAUAUCAUGACCCUUACCCUCGAGACCUCCAUGUCCAUCCACGGAGAGAUGCGCGCUGUGCCCCCCAAGCAGCAUGCCCCCAACGACCGCGAGCUGCACGCCGACUUCUUCGAGAUCAUCGGCCGCGCCGCUGGUGAUAAGGAAGCCAUCACGACCCGUGUGGCGCCCGACGCCGACCCCCAGACUUUGUACGAUAACCGCCACCUCGUGCUGCGUGGUGAGACCUCCUCGUCCGUCAUGAAGGUGCGCUCUGCUACCCUGCGUGCCUUCCGCAAGGCAUUUGAGAAGCACCGCAUGCUGGAGGUUACUCCUCCCGCCAUGGUGCAGACUCAGGUCGAGGGUGGUAGCACCCUCUUCGGAUUCGACUACUACGGCGAGAACGCCUACUUGACCCAGUCCUCCCAGCUCUACCUGGAGACCUGUCUCCCCUCUCUGGGUGACGUGUACUGCGUGUGUCCAUCGUUCCGUGCGGAAAAGUCCUUGACCCGUCGCCACUUGUCCGAGUACACUCACAUUGAAGCCGAGCUGGAUUUCAUCACUUUCACUGAUCUGCUUGAUCACCUCGAGGAGAUGAUCUGUAGCGUCAUUGAUUCGAUCCUCGCCGAGCCCGAGAUCGCCGAAUACAUCAAGCACCUCAACCCUGACUUCAAGAAGCCCUCGCGUCCCUUCCGCCGCAUGAAGUAUGACGACGCUAUCCAGUGGCUGAUUGAGCACGAAAUCCCCAACGAGGAGGGCCAGCCCCACCAGUUUGGUGACGAUAUCGCCGAGGCUGCGGAGCGCCGCAUGACCGAUAUUAUCAACGAGCCCAUCUUCUUGACUCACUUCCCUGCUGAAAUCAAGGCCUUCUACAUGAAGAAGGCUCCCGAGGACCGCCGUGUCACCGAGAGUGUUGACGUGCUCAUGCCCGGUGUCGGUGAGAUCGUCGGCGGUAGUAUGAGAAUGGACGACUGGGAUGAGUUGAUGAGCGCUUACAAGCACGAGGGCAUGGACCCCUCUCCCUACUACUGGUACACUGACCAGCGCAAGUACGGUACCUCUCCUCACGGUGGCUACGGUCUUGGUCUUGAGCGUUUCCUUGCCUGGCUGUGCGCUCGCUACACCGUUCGCGACUGCUCUCUGUACCCCCGAUACACCGGCCGUUGCACUCCUUAA